Molecule: messenger RNA, 2031 nt
Organism: Orycteropus afer afer
Lineage: Eukaryota; Metazoa; Chordata; Mammalia; Tubulidentata; Orycteropodidae
Gene: SLCO4C1
Product: solute carrier organic anion transporter family member 4C1
Exons: 12
Coding region: 1-2031 (676 amino acids)
Biological process (GO): sodium-independent organic anion transport; transmembrane transport
Cellular component (GO): membrane
Molecular function (GO): protein binding
Source: RefSeq, a predicted model, not a curated record
AUGAAGAGCGUCAAAGGCAUCGAGAACCCGGCUUUCGUCCCUUCCAGCCCGGACACUCCGCACCGUUUAUCUGCAUCGCCCUCUCAGGUCGAGGUUUCUGCCUUAUCCUCUGACACGCAGAAAGAGGAUUCGCAGCUGCAGGAGCCUCAGGAGCCCCAGAAGCGUCCGGAGCCACUGGAGCUGUAUCCUUCGGCACCUCCUUCCCAGGAAGGAUCUGAGCCACUUUCGGUAUCAGAGUUUGAGGAGGGGCCGUGCGGUUGGGGGAGUUUCCAUCCGGAAUGUCUCCAGCCCUGCAACUCGCCCCGGGGAUACUUGCUUCACUACUGCCUUUUGGCUUUCACACAAGGUGUUGUAGUAAAUGGCCUAGUAAAUGUUAGCAUUUCUACUAUUGAGAAGCGCUAUGAAAUGAAGAGUUCCCUGACGGGCCUGAUAUCAUCAAGCUAUGAUAUCUCAUUUUGUGUGUUGUCUUUAUUCAUAUCAUUUGUGGGUGAAAGAGGACACAAACCAAGAUGGCUUGCAUUUGCAUCCUUUAUGAUUGGACUGGGAGCACUUGUAUUUUCUUUGCCACAUUUUUUCAGUGGAAAGUAUCAACUGGGGUCCAUUUUUGAAGAUACUUGCUUAGCAGCAAGGGACAGCACGAGGUGUAAUUCUUCAAUGUCUUCACUUUCUAACUACUUGUAUGUCUUCAUCUUGGGACAACUGUUACUGGGAACAGGAGGAACUCCUCUGUAUACCCUAGGAACAGCUUUUAUUGAUGAUUCUGUACCCACACACAAAUCUUCUCUCUAUAUAGGAAUCGGGUUUUCUAUGUCAAUCUUAGGCCCUGCCAUUGGUUAUGUUUUGGGAGGACAACUGCUAACUAUGUAUAUUGAUGCUGCUAAUGGACAAAGUAUUAAUAUCACUGAGGAUGAUCCAAGAUGGCUGGGAGCUUGGUGGAUAGGAUUUCUUUUGACUUGGCUCUUUGCUUGGUGUUUGAUAAUACCUUUUUCUUGCUUCCCAAAACAUUUACCAGGUACAGCAAAAAUUCAAGCUGCAAAAAUUUCCCAGGCUCAUCAGGAUAAAAGUAGUUCUGUACAAGACACGGAUGAGAAUUUUGGAAAAAGCUUUAAAGAUUUUCCAGCUGCUUUAAAGAGUCUGAUUAGGAAUACUGUCUUUAUGUGUUUAGUUUUAUCAACUACUUCAGAAGCCUUAGUUACUACUGGAUUUGCCACAUUUUUACCUAAGUUUAUAGAAAAUCAAUUUGGACUGUCAUCCAGCUUUGCAGCUACGCUUGCAGGGGCUGUUUUAAUUCCUGGAGCUGCUCUUGGUCAGAUAUUAGGUGGUGUCCUUGUUUCAAAGUUCAAAUGGACAUGUAAAAAUGCAAUGAAGUUUUCAUUGUGCACAUCUGCAGUUGCACUUCUGCUGAGUUUUGUGUUUCUUUAUGUCAAAUGUGAAAAUGGGCCCAUUGCUGGUGUGUCAGAAUCAUAUAAUGGGACAGGACAGCUGGGAAAUUUGACAGCUCCUUGUAAUGCCAAUUGCAACUGUUUGCGAUCAUAUUAUUAUCCUCUCUGUGGUGAAGAUGGAGUUCAAUAUUUUUCUCCCUGCUUUGCAGGUUGUAUAAAUUCUGUUUCAAAAAGUCAGCCAAAGACCUAUUACAACUGCUCCUGUAUUGAAAGGAAAACAAAGAUAACAUCUGCUGCAGAAAGUUUUGGUUCUGAAGCUAAACCAGGAAAAUGUGAAACUCAAUGUGCAAAGUUGCCCAUAUUCCUUAGCAUUUUCUUUGUUACUGUUAUUUUUUCCUUUAUGGCUGGUACUCCUAUAACUGUGUCCAUACUUAGGUGUGUUAAUAACAAUCAACGGUCUCUAGCUUUGGGAAUACAGUUUAUGUUUCUCCGAUUAUUGGGCACAAUACCUGGACCAAUUAUAUUUGGUAUGACAAUUGACAGCACAUGUAUUCUGUGGGAUAUUAAUGAAUGUGGAAUUAAAGGAGCUUGCUGGAUUUAUGACAACAUCAAAAUGGCCCAUAUGAUAGUGGCAAUAAGUAUGUGGUAA